Penicillium oxalicum is the source of this 2274-nucleotide messenger RNA. RefSeq names its product DEAH-box ATP-dependent RNA helicase PRP43. The transcript has 3 exons. Gene Ontology annotation, cellular component: spliceosomal complex; intracellular anatomical structure. The record is from RefSeq and is a predicted model, not a curated record. NCBI's taxonomy places the organism in Eukaryota, Fungi, Ascomycota, Eurotiomycetes, Eurotiales, Aspergillaceae. Gene Ontology annotation, molecular function: ATP binding; RNA binding; RNA helicase activity. The coding region runs from base 1 to 2274 and encodes 757 amino acids.
AUGGUCGACCGCCGAUCAGACUCAGACGAUGGUGCGCGCGCCAAGCGUCAGAAAAUGGAUGCCGGCGAUCCCAGGGAGAAUCCCUACCUGGCUCAUAUGUACGAGGAUUCCAAUGGCGCAGACGCAAGCUCUGUCCUGGCCAAAUUCAAACGCCACCAGACGACGGCGUCUCUAGCCAUGAAGGCCGAGGAUGGCAAUAUCAAUCCGUUCAGCGGUCAGCCCUUCUCGACCAAGUAUUUUUCUAUUUUGAAGUCUCGGCGCGAUUUGCCAGUCCAUCAGCAGCGUGAUGAAUUCCUUCAGCUAUACCAACAAUCCCAGAUCUUGGUCUUUGUUGGUGAAACCGGUUCCGGAAAGACAACGCAGAUUCCUCAAUUUGUUCUGUUCGAUGACCUGCCGCAGAACCAACGCAAAAUGGUCGCUUGUACACAGCCGCGUCGUGUCGCAGCCAUGUCGGUGGCUCAGCGUGUCGCAGAGGAAAUGGAUGUUAGGCUUGGAGAAGAAGUCGGUUACAGCAUUCGUUUCGAGGACAAGACAGGCCCCAAGACGAUCCUCAAGUACAUGACCGAUGGUAUGCUCCUGCGAGAGGCGAUGCACGAUCACAAUCUGUCUCGGUACAGCACAAUCAUGCUCGACGAAGCCCACGAAAGAACAAUGGCCACAGAUGUCCUGAUGGGUCUGUUGAAGGAGGUUGUGCAGCGUCGACCGGAUUUGAAGAUCAUCAUCAUGUCCGCUACCUUGGAUGCACAAAAGUUCCAACGGUAUUUCAUGGAUGCGCCCCUUCUCGCCGUCCCUGGACGUACCCACCCCGUCGAGGUUUUCUACACUCCGGAGCCUGAACAAGACUACGUCGAGGCAGCCAUUCGGACAGUCUUGCAGAUUCAUGCCACGGAAGACGAGGGUGAUAUUCUUGUGUUUUUGACUGGUGAAGAAGAAAUCGAAGAUGCUGCCCGGAAAAUCAGUAUGGAGGCUGAGGAAAUGGUGCGCGAGGCCGAUGCCGGUCCACUGAAGGUUUAUCCGCUUUACGGCAGUCUGCCACCUCACAUGCAGCAGCGCAUUUUCGACCCUGCGCCAGCUCCUCUCCGUAAGGGUGGGCGACCUGGUCGAAAGGUCAUCAUCUCUACAAACAUUGCCGAAACCUCCCUGACCAUCGACGGUAUCGUGUAUGUGGUGGAUCCUGGAUUUUCCAAGCAGAAGAUUUACAACCCUCGCAUUCGUGUUGAAUCCCUUCUCGUCUCUCCUAUUUCCAAGGCCUCUGCUCAGCAGCGUGCUGGUCGUGCCGGUCGUACACGACCAGGAAAAUGCUUCCGUCUGUACACGGAGGAAGCCUUCAAGAAGGAACUGAUUGAGCAGACUUACCCGGAAAUUCUUCGGUCCAAUUUGUCGUCAACUGUUCUCGAGUUGAAGAAGCUGGGAAUUGACGACCUUGUCCACUUCGACUUGAUGGACCCGCCAGCUCCUGAAACUCUGAUGCGAGCCCUUGAAGAGCUCAACUACCUUGCCUGUCUGGACGACGAUGGAAAUUUGACCGAGCUUGGCCGACUGGCUUCCGAUUUCCCUCUCGACCCGGCUCUUGCUGUAAUGCUGAUCAGCUCACCAGAGUUCUAUUGCUCCAACGAGAUCCUCUCUAUUACCGCCCUUCUCUCUGUUCCCCAGCUCUUUGUUCGUCCUAAUUCGCAGCGCAAGCGCGCGGACGAGAUGAAGAACUUGUUUGCGCAUCAAGAUGGUGACCAUCUCACUAUGCUGAACGUCUAUCACGCCUUCAAGAGCCCCGAGGCCCAGGCAAAUCCCAAACAAUGGUGCCAUGACCACUUCCUUUCCCUUCGUUCCCUUCAAUCGGCCGAUAACGUGCGGAUGCAAUUGCUUCGCAUCAUGGAGCGAUCGGAGCUUGAGAUGAUUUCGACACCUUUUGAAGACAAGAAGUAUUACGAGAAUAUCCGCCGCGCUCUUUGCGCCGGUUUCUUUAUGCAAGUGGCCAGAAAGGAGUCCCAGGGCAAGAGCGUGUACACAACAAUCAAGGACAACCAGAAUGUCCUGUUACACCCUUCGACAGUACUAGCUCACGACGCCGAGUGGGUCCUGUACAAUGAGUUCGUUCUGACAACGAAGAACUACAUUCGCACAGUUACUGCAGUCAAGCCUGAGUGGUUGCUGGACAUUGCACCCACUUACUAUGAUCCUUCCUCCUUCCCGAAGGGUGAGACGCAGACUGCUCUCCUUCGCGCUAGAGACAGACUUGCGCGCAAGGAGAAGAUGCGUGCCGAAAAGCGACGAUAG